GUCACAGGCGGAGAGCUGGAGAACACAAGCGUUCAUUCACAUGCCCUCCUCUACAUGUCCCUGGUGCCGCCCAGUACAGGGCAGUGUUGCCUGAACGUCACACUGGCUGGUCGGUAUGGCUACUCCUCCCAGAUUAUCCCCAAUGCAAUGGAUCCUCCUCAUCAUCAUCUCAGCUGACAGCUCCACCACAACAGCAUUUCAAGUGACGGAGGGUAGCACUGUGAUUUUGUCUUGUCAUUACUCUGUAAAACUUCACGGUUUGAGCCACGUAUGCUGGGGACGAGACUGUGGAACCUUCUGGUGCAACGACAUCCUUGUACAAACAGAUGAGAACGGUGUGAUUUCCAAAGUUUCAGACAGGUACCGGCUCAUUGGAGACGUGUUGUCAGGACAAAUGGACCUGGGGAUCCAAAGAAUACAGCAGACUGACAGGGGACCGUACUGCUGCAGAGUGGACAUCGAAGGUUAUUUCAAUGACAAGAAGGUUUCUUAUACUCUGAAGGUCAUGAAAGCCACAACAACUGUUCCGACAACAACUUCCACCAUGCCCACCACAGAGCCACUGAAGACACAGACCUUGUCACGAGUGUCGGAUCAGCCGAGAGAGUACGACUCACCACUUUCUGACAUUUCCUGGCAAAAUGUCACCCAAGAACAUUCAGGGGUAAUGAUUGAGGAGCCUAUGUCCAGGAUCACACUACAGAUCAACAUUCCUGUGCUGUCUCUAUCUCUCAGUCUGUUGCUGCUCCUCUUAGGAGCCCUGGCCCUGUUGACCUUCAAACGUGGAUUUUAUGGGAAGGCAAUGGACAGUGGAUGCUUUUCAAAGGAGCCACGGCACAUUAUUUAUGAAAUACGGACAAGACGACCAGUGGAGGAGAACAUCUACAUUCUGGAAUAAAAGCAAAACCAAACUGAUUCUGUUUAGUUUUAAUUUCAAGGGAUAGUUCACACACACAAAAAAACUCUUUAUCUACAGCAUACUGUUAUGAAAGUGAAUGGGAACUAAAUUAAAAAAAAGUAGUAAAUAUGACUACUUUUAAGCUUUGUGUCAGUAGUGUAUAUAGAGUGGCAUUAUGGGGGAUUAGAUUGAUAUUUAAUUUCUGGGUAUUCAAAUUAUUUGGUAAAUUAUAUGUCCUACACAUUCUUUGACAGUUGUUUCCAUUACAUUGCUAUAAAUGUAUUAAGAAAUCUUCAAUGUUUACUUCAAUGUUUACUACUGUGCAAAAACUGUGUAAAUAAAUGGUGUUAAUGUUCUUGUGGUCUUACAUUUGAAGCCAUAGCAUAAAACACAAGCCAUACAUUGGGCCCUCUUUUAACGAUCUACGUGCAUUGUCUAAAGCACAUGGCACACAGUCUAAAAGCGUGUGUCCAAAUCCACUUUUGCUAAUUUAACGAUGGGAAAAAUGGUUAAAAGAGUUGUUCCUAUUCUCGUUAUGAGUAGUGGGUGUGUUUUGGGCAUAACGUGCAAAAAAUUGCUAAAAAAAAAUGCGUUAUUUUCAUUUUUAUUGAAACUAAGUUGAUACAAUUCUUACCACGAGAUGGCGCAAUUUUCCUGUUUCUUGACGUUAGGCCGAUGUUGGUUUUUGACUUCAACCCGACAUUACAGCUUGACGUCGGUCCAACGUUGGUUGAUGAUAUCAACCUGAAAUUACAGCUUGACAUCAGUCUAAAGUUGUUUUUUGACGUCAGCCUGAUUUUCAUUAAAACGCGGGACGAAAGUAAAAAAGCGAUUUUCUCCUAGCCCUGAUAACAUUUGCGUCCCAAACUAUGACCGCAUAUUAUAGGCACACAAAUCAUUGACAGAGCUGACAAAUAUCGCGUUAUUUACUCACCGUUUUCCGCGUGUAGAUCCAGAAAAGUGUUUUCAACCAUGAUAAGUAACUUAAAUUCCAAAAGCGAAUUUUUUCUUAUAACGCGUUGUGUUUCUCGUUUCAUGUGUUAAGUACUGAUCAAUCAACAGGUUAUUUAAUAACUUACUCCUAACACAUCCUGAAUUUUGACUUCUCGGAGUUUUUCAAAAUAAAAGUAAAUCGAG
Molecule: messenger RNA, 2035 nt
Organism: Paramisgurnus dabryanus
Lineage: Eukaryota; Metazoa; Chordata; Actinopteri; Cypriniformes; Cobitidae
Gene: timd4
Product: T cell immunoglobulin and mucin domain containing 4
Biological process (GO): cytoskeletal rearrangement involved in phagocytosis, engulfment; apoptotic cell clearance
Molecular function (GO): phosphatidylserine binding
Source: RefSeq, a predicted model, not a curated record